CAAAGCUACCUAUCACUAUGUUGACUUGGAUCGAGAUGAGAUAUUCAAUUAAAUAACCCACUGACAACGAAUAUUUAUCCAAACUAACUGAGGUUCCGCUCGAUUAAGCCUGGAAGAGUGUACCGUCCAUAAUUUCUACUCAGCUAGGUAUCCAACUCAUCUUACUCUAGCUGGACACCAUAAGAUGCAGCCAAAACUUAUCGUGCUUUGCGAUGAUGUAGGAUGCGGGAGGGAGACAAAGACCCAAACAAAUAUAUAUCUAUUAGCCCAGCACAUCGGCAUCGAUAUGAAAAGAGAGAAUCGUUGUCUAGAUCAAUGGGAGCGUCGAGCGCGUUACUUCGACGGGCCGAGUCUAGGUCUGGGCCUCAUCAGCAGUGGAUCCAAGGGAGAUGACAUUGCCAGCCGCUGUAUCGAAGUGUACAGGUAUAUCGUCGGUUACUAUACUCCCGAACAUGAAAUCUGGAUGUUUGGGUUGGGGCUAGGUGCAUACGUUGUCCGACAUGUUGCUAAUAUGAUUGGCAGAUGCGGCAUUGUCAGGACAACUGGAGAAGACGACAUUUGGACAUCGCUAACGUUGAUUGACCAUGCCUCUUUUAUGUACAAAUAUUACUACGGUGUACCUAGUCCGUCUUUGACUGAGUUGGAAACCUUUAAAAGAGAAAGGAGCUGGGGAGUCGACAAGCCCAUCAAAUUUAUGGGUCUCUUCGAUACUAUACGCCCAGACGGAUUCCUCCGAGUUCUGUUACUGGAUCAGACUCAAUGGCCUGAGCUGGGUGAUGGAAACACCACGAACGCGGUACAGAACAUUUAUCAUGCUGUAUCCAUACACGAGCGAUCAUCUUUCUUCCGCCUCUGCCAGAUUCAAGAGGACUCUACCUAUCAGACUGAUUAUGAUACGGACGUCUACGAGAUGUGGUUCCCUGGAACCCAUCAUGACUUGGGAAGGCAGAAGUUUCCCUUGGGACUCGAUAUCGAUGCAAAAAAAUGGCCGUUCUGGCUACUAAGCUCGGCGAUUGAUCCAAACUUGGUUCUCACUGACCUUGUUUUGAAAUGGAUGCUCGAAAACAUCCAGAGAGAAGAUUCCUCAGAAGCCCUCAUCCCCGAUAUUGGCACCCGAAUCGAAGCACUGAAGAGGGAACUCACCAGAUACAAUCAAUCCCCGGAUUCUGAGAGUAUAUAUAGCUGGGUUGUGAAGCAAACGCCUUUGGGAGCUCUCCUUUCCCACUAUGUCUGGCUUACAGGCGAACUGAGACAAGGGCAGACGCUUUUGGGAGCUUUCCUCCUCUUCUGUUAUGUUUGGCUAUUGAGCGAGCUGCGGUGGCGACGGCACUAUUCUUUGGGUGUUCCCUUUUUCCCUUAUUUCUGGCUCACAGGCUGGCUACCCCGAGACCGGAAGAUACUCAAUUUGAAGGCGAGGACGUACGACUAUAAAAGGCCCCUCGACCAGUCAGGCGCGACGAUUGACUGCCUGGCUAGGAUAAACAAGCAGAGAUACCCAUCGGACACCUAUCUGGAAUUCCAAAAAGCCCGAUUGUCUGCGGGCGAAAUUGACCAAACGACUUACGAAUGUCUCGUCGGCAACGAGCAUAUCGGCCAGAGGGCAAAAGUCACCAGCUGGUGGGAUUUGGACAAUGGCCAGCACGUCGUACUCGACUUGGGCUGGCGGGGCCCAGACUUUAGCAAUUAUCACCAGAGGGACUGGAAGGAAGUCCUUACAAUAACCGAUGCAAGCCAUGGCGGGGGCCAUUACAUGGCCAGAACUAUCCCGAACUUCCUAGCCGAAUUCUACGGAGAGAUGGGACUAUCGCUCCUAGAGUGGGUGACAGAGCUGUGCACGGCCAGAACUCGGGUCGCCUCGAAAAUGGCAAGUCAAGCGACGCCUCAAACUUCACCAAACCGCAACUCUUCACCCACUUUUGAUCGAGUACAUCUUCAUCUUGUUGACCGUUCGAUCAUGGCCUGUUUUGGAGACGAAUUACUACGAUGGGAUAUACCCGAAGGUUUUGAGAGAAAGCAAGCUGUGUCUGCGCUACUUUGGGUCGUGGCCGCUUUCCAGCCUCCAGAAGUGGAAAGCCGCGGGUUGUUCAAAGUUGGCUGCCGAAUCAGCGACGGAGGGGUCUUGUCACCAUAUUGCGAACCAUUCAAGCCGGAGAGAGCAGAGUCUUCAUGUUGGACUCAACUAUUUGACUAUGCUUGCGUCGUUGAAACGCCGCGAGACGUUAGCUUCGACACCAAGACGCGUCCAGAGGGACUGGAGGUGGAUUUCAAGGAGCUUAUGGCCAUCACAAAUGCCUCUCAAGCCUGGCUCACUGACUACGGAGCAAUCCUGCUUGGGCACGACACAGCGCUGAUUCAACUGAGGCCGGUGGAAGAUCGGCGAUGGCACGCUGUGCGCACACCUGGAAAAUUGAUUACACCUUUUGAUAUAAUGCAAAUCAUCCAGUCUUCCGUGCCAUCCGGCCCUGCUGGACUAGGGGCGGAGUCGGAAGAUGUAGGGCGUUCAAUACUCUCUGUUGUAUCGUCCAGCGCAGGUAUACUAAGCCAGCCGCAGCUACGAGAGAGCAAUGGGGCCAUAAAAAAAUCGAUGGACAGAGGGAAACACGCUCAGGUAUUAAAGUCGGAGCCGUUCACUUACCCUGAGGGAAGAGUGUUCGUAGGCUGGUGUAGUGAGCCUAGGGUCACCAUCGGCACCGAAAGACCGAGCAACCCCUUCUUGGAAAGCUUCGACCACGAUUCAGGUGUCCCUGAAGUUACCAAUGACAUUGUGGCCCUGUCGAGUGUAUCGAGUGUCACAACUGUCAGCUUAGGAGUCAGCUUGGGAUUUAUGUCCAAGCUUGCUACUGUCAAUAUCGCCCAUGCUUCUGGGAGUCAGGAAUCCGUACAGCCAGCGACAUACAGGCACGAAAACCAGCUUCCGUUUGAUACGUUACGAACAGCAAAAUUGACGCCUUGCAUUCUCUGGGAUGAUUCGGUCAAGCGAGCUUGGCUUCUUCCUGGUGUCUCGGCACUUUGUUUCAUAUCACUCUGCAUUUUCGCGCGACUAGAGUUGAAUUUUGACAGUGACGUGACAUUUGCAAUACCAUCAAAUGAUGCUGGUCAAUCAGCCUCAAACUGUCUUAAAGCCAACGCGAGCUUGACCAUGGUCAAAGACGAUGGGACUAAUGGGCCAACCUUUGGAUGGUUGGUGAAGCAGGUGUGGGAUGGGAUGAUGGCAGCCAACGACGUCUGCUACGCCAACACAAAUAGGAGGAAGCAUGUCAGAGAAGGAGUCGUGUUCGGCUAUGACAUUUACGACCUCUUUGGCAGUGGUCAUGUGGUUCUACGCUGUCUAGACGAAAACAGAGCCGGUGCCAGUCUCCAUUCUUGGGCGCCGCUCGCACGGCUGGAGAGAGUGCAGGUGAUAUUCUGCAAGAAAGUUGGAUCGGUCAUUGAGUGUGCUGCCCAAACGUGUGCGGGAACGCCGUGUGGGCAAUACUGCCUGAAUUUUGACGGCACAAGCGGUGUCCUGAGCUGCCUGCUUCCGGACUUGGAAAGAUUCUGCGGCCAAGACUGGGACAAAUAUGCACAAAGCAGAAGAUUGCUCAUCAAGAAUGGCUUCGAAUGGAUUCCAAGGCUGCCAAGAAGGGGCGGCCUCUUUGCGCACCUUGGGACGCGUUUAAACGCAAACGGAGUGUGCGAAUGUUGCGCCGAGCUGGACCGACUACAGAGACUUGAUCAGGUUGGAAAUGCGUCGCUCUGGCAGCGGAUCAAAAAAGCCUUCAGAGAGCGCCCAUAUAAUUUCGCGGACAAUUGGUCCAGCCUACAAUACGCAGUGAGGUUCGGCUUGUGCCAUCUAUAUUCAUAGCAGCGUUCAUUUCAGAGAGUGUUACUCCCGACAAUAGUGUAACUGACAAGGUAGAUAUGUAACGUUUAUGCAACUUAAGAUUACUACAAAUGUGUAUUGAAAGGAGCAAGCUAAUCCAAAUUGCGCAUGUAAGACAUUCUCAAAUGAGGUUUGUUGUUUGCACAGCUCAAGCGCUUAUAUGUUCAAC
Trichoderma asperellum CBS 433.97 is the source of this 4031-nucleotide messenger RNA. RefSeq lists its product as uncharacterized. The record is from RefSeq and is a predicted model, not a curated record. NCBI's taxonomy places the organism in Eukaryota, Fungi, Ascomycota, Sordariomycetes, Hypocreales, Hypocreaceae.